GACUCGCCUGCCUGCAAUGUGUCAAGUGCAGGCAGCAACAAACUAGGUGAGUUCGGAACUCCCACAAUCUCACAAUCCCACAGCAACGCACCCGCCAAGAGAGCCCUAGCUAACGACCCGCCUGUCGAUACGUUUGCAGAUAAGAAACUGACCGCCUCGACCGCCACCCUCGCCGCCGAUAAGGACCCUCGUGACAUCAGUAAUAAUGGCUUCAAUCGUUUCGAUCCCAAGUAUGUGAGUAUCGGGCCUAAGGCGAUCCGAACCACCGGAAAUCAAACUACGGCCAAUGUGAACAAGUGUGCCACUCUUCGAGCUCACGGCCGUUAUGCCAGCGGAGGACGAGGCACAAGCCCAAGUCCCCACCUGAAGAGCGUUCAACAACCGAUGGUUGCUCAGUCACAGUUCAACAAACCGCAGAUGCAGCAUACUCAGUUGCAAGAUAAGCCGGAUCGUCAGGCCACUGCUCAACCUAAGCUAAACAUCUCGACCGUCUCCAAAGACUACAAUCAAUCGUACUCGUGUGCAACGUUGCCAUACAAGAAACCCAGUGGAUAUAACGACGGGACGACAACGUCCAUUUUGAAGAAGGAAAGCAACCUUGACAACAAGCAUCAACAUCCAACCGUCUACAGCAUCGACACGUCUCACCAUCAACCGGCUCCACAGCCCACUCAGCAUCAUCGGUCUCUGUCGAGCACCAAUCAACUCUACCACGAAACGGGAGCAGGAUCGGCCUUCGCUAGCCCACCGCCAUCGUCCGCUUCGACGGCCACCACCAAGAGCAACAUCUCGAUCAUCAACCAACCACUGCCAGAGAUUCCGACCGCGGCUCAGCAAAGCCUGAAGAACAAUCAACAGCCGCUCUGUGCUGCCACGCUCAACCAGUACCGUUCGCUGCAACGACCGAGCAAGCAGAGUUCGCUUAGUGUCAAAGAGGUGUCUCCUCAGCCACAGCACCAUCAUCAGCAACAGCUUCAGCUGCAGCAGCAACAACAGCAACACCAACAGCAAUUACAACAGCAGCAGCAGCAACAACAACAACAGCAACACUACCCGCCGCCGGUGCAACCGAAGCCAUCGAUACCACCCAAGGUAACGCCACCGAUGCUGCCGCCGAAGAAUCGCCACAAAGACGAAUCCCUGUACCAAUCCCGGACCUCGUCGGUCUCGUCCAGCACCGGCAGACCUCAACAACCAUUACCUCAGCCUCCCUCGCACCAAUCGUCUUCAUCGUCGCUGCAGUCCUACGGCCACGUCAUCUCUGCCAGCGGCAAGACCAACUUCAACGCCAUUCAGCUCCAACUCCAGAACCAGCUGCACUUCAAGCAGUACCAUCAGCUGACUCAACAGCCCUGGCAGCGGGAACAGCUCUCUAUGCCGCAACACAUGGCAUCGGCCGGCUAUCAGACCCACGACUCUCGGUACGAGCAAAAGUCCAACCGCAACCGAUCGUACUCGGGAAGCAGCGAGCGGGAGCAACAGCAACAGCAGCAGCAGCACCACCAGCAGCAACAACAGCAAUACCAAAAGUCUAGCGGCGAUAAGCAGAAGCAGAGCUACCAAACACUACCGAAGAACCAUCACCAUCAUCACAGUAGCGGAGGCGGAGGUGGCUCCACCAAUACGACGUCAUUCAGCACGCAAACUCAACCGCAACCGCAGCAGCAACCUGUGCCGCAUCACCAUCACCAUCCGUUACCGCCGCAACAACAGCAGCAGCAGCAACAUCAACAGUCACAGCAGGCUGUGACUCAACAGCCGCAGCAGCCGAAGAGCAUCCUCAGCAAGUCGCGAUCGAACGAAGCUCGCGAACGGGAGCGCGAGCAUCGGGAUCGUGAGCGAGAACGGGAUCGGGAGCGAGACCGAGAACGGGACAGGGAUCGGGAACGGGACAGAGACCGGGAUCGCGAGCGGGAACGAAGCUCGCACCGGGGGCACAGCCACGAGUACCAUCACGAUACGCGCUCGGCGGUGGACAGCAACAAGAACCCGAACGUGUACUACCGAUCGCUGCAGCGCGGCGGACUACAGGCCAACAAUGAUCUCUACUCGGUGACGGAGUUGUGAGAAAGGUUUGACUUUUAAGUUUGUUUCUAGAUGUGUUUGGUUCAAGGAGGCGGGCUGGUGCCUCCCUCCUUCAUCAUUGUUUCGAAAAGUUCGUUCAAACUGCCCUCCAUUUCGAUUCUUAUGACAACAACCGGGAACGAGAUUUGAAUUAUUCGGCGAAAGAUAUCUAGCGAAUACGAGAACGAGGUUGCCAGACGCACUCUUGGGGAAAUAGCUUCUUGGGGUCCACGCUUGAGUUCAACAACAUUUCUCGAGUUUGUGAUUGUUUUCGAACAUGGUUUUUAAUAUUCGACACCCGACUUUUCUCCAAGUAGGCGUUGGAUCUCGGCACAGAGGCGUAACAAAUACAAUACGUAACCAAACGAACACACACAGACACAAACACACAAACUGCAAACGAAUCGACCGAUUAGUGGCACGAAAGCACACUCAAACAAACACAAACAGCGCACCCAAAUAUUACUAAAAAAACGAGAGAAACUAAUUCAAAGCCAGAAGUGUAAAUAGUUGUAGGUUGACGAUGUUUUUACGUGAAUAAAUGACAGAACAUAAAACCCGUUUUAAAAACAAAUGCUAAACAAUGAAAGAUGUAGAGAGUUGUAGACAGAAUUCAAAAUGGCGACCCGAGGAGGACGCGAUCUGUUGUUAAUGUUACUGAAAUGGAUAGGUCUUCAUAACUAGAGAAGCGAAUCAAUUUCACCGAUACGAAUACACAAACACACAAGCAUGGAAGCAAACGUAGGCUGGACUGAAUCGGAUGGUUGGGAAGAAUUCGUUCAAUACAAUAGUAAAAUAUUUAAAAAUCGAAAAAAAAAACAAUAGAAAUCGGGUUCUAACUCGAAAAAAAAACAUCACAGAAAAUGUUCAUUCUCAUUCAUCCCCCCCAAUUGCCACGUUGCCCGUUAUUGUGGAUUUGAUGACAUUCAUCUGGAGUACACUUGUAGGAAGAUUAGCGCAAAAGCAUUCGCACAUACACACUCACACACAUACACAUGAACACGGACACCUUAUUGCAUUCACAACCACAAUUUUUCGAUAUCUAAGCGAAGCCAAAUUAAUCGUAACACCACUAUUAGGAACAGCAACUGAGUAAAAAAAAGAAAAGAAUGACUUAGCGUAGGAAUUAGGACACACGAAUCACGAACAAAAAUGGAAAAAAGUAAUAACAAUUGUAUGGGACACGAGUGGACUGUUGCGUUGCGAUUUUUUCAUGUAGUUAACUGUCAGAAAAAAAGUUAUGAACUUUUUUUUUAUCCUUAUUAACGAGAUUUUUAGCCCUAGGCUAGUUCAUCUCGGCACCCACGCUUUACUUCCCUUCCGAAGGAAGAACUCACAUGUUGCGAGUUUGUCGGGAGUGGGAUUCGAUCCCAGGUCCUCGGCGUGAUAGUCAAGUGUUCUAACCAUCACACCAGGUCCGCUCCCCAAAAUGAACUUUUAUAAUUAGUUACAGUGGAGUCUUAUUUGUAUUUGCUCUUUGAAUUAUCGUUGUAGUUGUCUGUUACCUUUUUCUAACACAGACAAUAUGUUUUUAAGGCUCGUUUGCUCUCAUCACAGUACCUCCACCACUUGUUUUCUCAUGAUUUUUUUUUGUUUGCAAAAGCGAUCAUCGUGUGAUGAGCGCCAAGUUAUCUAGAUGCCACUCUUCUUGGAAUAUCUUUAUCUUUGCUUCCAAGAGUUCAAUUAGAAAUUGCUGCAAGAUUUAUUUAUGAAAUUCUUCUUCAAUGAAUCAUGCACGAAUUAUUUCUGGAGUUUUUAAUAUUUUUUCUUGAACUAACUUUACAUAUUUCUGUAGUAAUUAAUGUCAUGAGUGCUUCUAAAAAUUCUCUUGAAGUCUCUUAAGAAAAUCCUCUAAAAAAAUAAUUCAGGAAUUCCUCCAGAAGCUUCUUCAGGUAUUACAACACCUGCUCCUGCAGAUUUUACAACAAACUCUUUGGAAAGUUUCCAAAUAAAAAUAUCGAAGAGAUUCUUCAGAAAUUGUCUUAGGAGUUCCUUUGAAAGAAACUUUAGAUAUUCUAUAGAAGUUCCGUAGGAAACUCUAAGAACUCCUUUGAAAAUCUGUAACGUUUUUAAAUAGUAAUAGAAAAACUAUUAUAGGAUUGACUGAUGGACCAAGAACAAUAAUAAAACCUCGUCAUCCUGGGAUUGGACUUUGUUAUCUGUUUAGAUAGCUGGGCACAAUUUAUAUUAUGCGGUGCAUGUUUGUGUUUUGUGCAUUUGUAAUGUUCUAUCUUACUUUCCGCGUCCCAUUAGUUCCCAGAUGUGGGAUUGAUGCGAAAAAAAACAUUUGUAGGGUUCUGAUAACAGUUGUCCAAAUUGUGUCACCCAACGUGGGGCAAGACGCAUUUGUAGUGUUCCGCAAAGUUUUUCCGUUAUAUUGGUGCCCAACGUAGGGCACGAACCCACGACCCUGAGAUUAAGAGUCACAUGCUCUACCGACUGUAACAAACGUAACAAAUCCUUUGGGUGUUUCUGUUUUGUGUUUUUUAGGAAAUUUCUCUAGAAGUUCCUUCAAGGAGUCCGGUGAAAUCCCUCACCUGUUUAUCAUUUAAAAUUUAAACUAGUGUUCACAAUUGCGUCUGAAAACAUUUCUGAAGGUUAUCUUAUCUGAAUUUUAAGAAAGCUCCCGUAGAAAUUUCUACGAAGUUACUACAGAGAUUCCCUGCCAGAAUUUCUUCAGGGGUUGCUAGGGUUAUUAUUAUAAUAUUGAAAGAGUAUCUUUGAGUAUUUAGGAGGGUUCUCCAGGUUCUUGAGAUUUUCUCAGGGGUUUAUACGCGAAUUCCUUCAGGAGUUCCCCUUGGGAAUUCAACUGUGAGCUCCUCCGGCCAUUUCUUUCACAACUUUUCAAGGAAUUUCUUCAGAAGUUACUCCAGGAAUUCUUUCGAAAAUGUAUUGAUUCCUUCAAUAAAUUGUCCAGAACUUUCAUCAUGGGUUGGUCCGGGAAUUCACUCAUAAAUUCCAACGAGGAUUGCUUCAAAGGUUUUAAAGAGCGGCGAGUGGAGCAUGAUGACCUUACGGUACGUGGAAUUCAACCGAGGCCAACUCUCCACUCACCAGGAAAUAUUUGGAGAAGUUUAUAUAGGAAUUACGUAUCGAGUUUCUUCGGGAAUUCGAUUACAAGUUUCUACAAAAUAUCUUUUAGGGAUUUUUUUCAAAAGUUCCUCUGAGAAAUCCUUGAAAGGCUUCUCCUGAAGGUGUAUCUUCAGCAGCACUAAUGUAAAUUCCUUUCGAGUAGUUUUUUGGCAUUUCAGUCUUUUCGGGGUCAUAAAAAACUUAAUGAUUUCUUCUUCCAACGUUUCGAUCCUUAUUGGAUCUUCCUCAGGGAAUCGAAUAAAAUACUUGAUUUAAAAAAACAAUACACCGUCUUCAACCAGAGGUUGCACAGACUGAACAAUCAAUAACAUUAGGCAACGGACAACACGGAACACCCAGUGGACCAGUGAAGGAUUAAUCGUUUGACGAAAAGUUUCCUCCGACUGGAGCGGGAAUCGAACCCUCACUCCGUGGCACUCACAAUAUGCCUAAACGACUGACGACGCUAACCGCACGGAAUUCUUGAUUUUUCGUCCAGUGGUCGUUGUUUUUUAGCGGCUCGGUUCCGACUAACAGGAAUUAUCUUUUUGAAUUUGAAGAUUUUUCAGAACAGAAAAAACGGACAAAUUCAAAAAACAACAAACGACGGUUAAAAGUUUCAAAAAACAACCACGAAAAACCAAGAAUUUUAUUCGAUUUCCUGAGGAAGAUCCAGCAAGGAUCGAAACGUUGGAAGAAGAAAACAUUUAGUUGUUUUUGAUUCCGAAAAGACUGCAACGCCAAAAAACAAUCCGAGAGUCUUCAAAACAGUCGUCAAUAUAAUAAUAUUAAUUCGUUCAAUAUUUCUCCAGUAAUUUCUUCAGGAUUUUUUCGGGAUCUCCUUCGAAACUUCCUUCAGCAAUUCCUUCAGGAAUACUUCCGAGAAUUCCUCCAGGAGAAUCUGCGAAAGUUCCAAAAGGGUUUCCUUUAGCUAUUCUUUCCAGACUCUUCUGACUUCAUCUGGAAGUUUCUUUGGAAAUAUCCUCCGGGAAUUUCUGCUGGACUUCUUCCAGUAAUUCCUACAGAAGUUUCUCCGUGAACUCAUUCGGAAAUUUCUCCGUAAAUUUCUCAUGGAGUUUUUACGGGAAUUUCUGCAGGUAUUUCUUAAAUAGUUCUUCCUAGAAUUUCUCUAUUUGUUUCUCUGGGACAUCUUCUAAGAGCUUCGGCAUGAAUUCCUCCAGAAGUUCUUUCAGGAAUACCAUAAGGAGCUCCUCAAUGAAUUCUCAUAGGAGCUCUUUUGGAAAUUCCUUUAUGAGUCCUUCCAGGAAUUCGUCAGUUAUUUGCUUUAAGAAUUCCUCUAGAAAUUCCUCCGGGAAUUUCUAGAGGAGUUCAGCCAAGAAUUCCUUUAGGAGUUCCUCCAGGAAUUUUCUAAGAUUUUUUUCCGCGAAUUCCUCUAGGAGUUUCUCUCGGAAUUCUUCUAAGAGUUUCUGCAAGUAUUUCUCCAGUAGUUUCUUCGGGGGUUCUCAUAGAAGUUCCUCCGGAAAUCCUCCCGAAGUUCCCCGGCAAUUCUUCUACGAGAUACUUCGGGAAUUCCUCUGGGAGUUCUUCCAGGAAUUCCUCUAGGAGUUCCUUCGGAAAUUCCUCUAGGAGUUUCGAUAGAAGAUCCUCCGGGAAUUUUUCUAAAAGUUCCUUCAGAAUUUCAUCCAGAAGUUUCUCUGGGAAUUGUCAUAAGAGUUUCUUCAAGAAGUUCCUCUGAGAAUUCUUCUUGGAGUCCCUCCAAGAAUUCUACUAGUAGUUCCGGCGGGAAUUUCCCUAAGAGUUUCUCCAAGGAAUUCCUCUAGGAGUUCAUUCAAGAACACCUCUUGGAGUUUCUCCAAGAAUUCUUGUACGAGUUCCUCCAUGACUUCUUUUAAGAAGUUUCUUCGGGAAUUCCUCUAGGACUUCUUCCGGUAAUUCCUUGAACAGUUCCUCCGAAAAAUUUUCAAGGAGAAAUUUCUGUAAAAGUUCCACCAGGAAGGGUUCUUCCGGAAGUUUAUCCAGAAGUAUUUCUGGAAAUACCGGGAGUUUGAUCCUGUUGCAAUUCCCGGAGAAACUCCUUGGUAAAUUCUCGAAGGAACUCAUGGGGGCAUUUUCCGGAGAACAUGUGAAACAAUUCCCGGGGAAACUCCUUGAGCAAUUACUGGAGGAACUUAUGGAGCAAUUUUCGGAUAAACUCCCGUUGCAAUUCCCGGAGGAACUCAUAAAACAAUUCUAGGAGAAACUUGUGGAACAGACUUCUGUAACAAUUUCCGGAGGAACUCCGCGAGCAUUUCUCUUCUCGAAGGAAUUCAUGGAGGAUCUCGUAGAACAAUUCUCGGAGGAACUCCAGGAUCAACUCCUUUAGAAAUUUCUCCAGGAGUUCCUCCCGGAAUGCCUCCAGAAGUUCAUCGAGAGAUUUCUCCAGGAACCUCCAUUGGUUACGCGGAAUUCAUCCAGGGAUUUCUUCAGGAAAUCCUCCAGAGAUUCUUUAGUAAAUUUCCGAAAUGGUUUCUCCAGGAGUUCCACCAGAAAUUCCUUCAGAGAUUUUACCAAGGUCAGGAUUUUUUCCAGAGAUUCAUCCAGGGAUUCCUCAGGAAUUCCUUGAGGACUUUUAUUUUUAGAAAUUUCUCCAGGGAAUCUUUCCAGAAUUCCUCCAGCUAUUUCUAUGAAAAUUCCUCCAGGAAUUUCUAUAGGCUUUUUCCAAGCAUUUCCACAAAUAUUCCUUCAGAGAUACAAUUAUUUUCUCCAGAAAACUCCUCCACGAAUUCCUAGAAUAGUUCCUGAAGGAAUUGCUCCAGAAAUUUGUCAAGAAAUUCAUCAGAGAUACCUCGAGGAUUUCUUCCAGGGAUUCCUCAAGAGUUCUCGGUGAGACCUCUGGAGCAACUCCAGGAUGAACUCUUCGAGGAAUCUCAGGUAAACUCUUGAAACAAGUCCAGCUGGAAGUCCUCGGCGAAUACCAAUUUAAACUUUUGUAAAAAAAAAAUCCAGUUGGAAAUUCUAGAAAAAUCUGAGAUGACCCCCGGAAGGAAUAUCAGUUUGUGCUUCCGGAUUAAUCCCAGGUGGUAUAGAACAUGGCUGAGAUUAAAUACUGUUUGACUAACAAUUGAAAACGUUGAUGCAUUGUACUGCAUUUGAAAUGGGCUUAUCCGCCCCCACUCGCAUAUCAGUCCCAUUUGAGUUCUCAUCACUUUUAAGUUAACGUUAUGAAUAGUCAUUUGCAAUUUCAACGCACAUCUGAAAUGUAUGUAGCCUGUAAAUAACACGAAAUUGAACAAUUUGGUAAUAAACGUAAUGUUUUUCACAGUCAUGUAUUGAGGUGCAAAGCAAUCCGUAUAAGUUUCGGAAUGCUUGUAUUAAUUUUAAAGUUUUGACGAUAUUUUAAAGUUUUACAUGGAAAUAUCAAUUCCUCCUUUCUACAAACGCGACUGUUAUUAGAGUGGAGCAGUUAUGUUUGCGGUCCAGCAUUUCUGAUAGUUACAACUGCCACAUUGUUGCGUUUUACCGAUCGUAUAGACAAAUUUCUCUAUUUUUUACUUAGAUCAGAAAUAUCCUAAGAAAUCACAUUUCAGAUGCUUUGCGUUACUGAUCUAAAAAUUUAGUUAUGAAUUCUUGCAGUAUUAUUUCAUUUUUCAGCUGAAAACAUUUCUAACCAGCCUCAUUUUCAGAAAUACAUCCUAAUAUUACACAAUUUUUCAAAAGUUUUCCAAAUAUUCCUUAACCGUUUUUUUUUCUUUUUUUAUAUAGAUAAAAAAAGUAUUUACCAAAGGCUCAUUCGAGACGUCUGUCGUUUUAUCGAAAUAGUUCUCAAAGAUCUGGCAAAAUAUUGAAUUCAAUGAGAUCUAGCAGUGCCAGAGAGACUGUAAAGGAAUUUUUUUUUUUUGAGAAUGUUUCCAGAAAUUUCUUUAGAACUUCCUCCGGGAGGUUUUCCUGGGAAUUAUUUCCAGAAGUAGUUUCUCAUUAAAUUACUUGUACGAGUUUUUCAGAGACAACUCUGGGAGCUCCUCCAGGUAUUCCCAAACAGGUUUCCUCAAUAGAUUACUUCAGAAAUUGCAUCACAAAUUUUAGCCCAGGAAUCUUUUUAGAAAUUUUUAAGAAUUUUUAUAGGAAUCUCCACUUCUGGAGUUUCAGAUCUCUAUUCUGAUUUCUAUAAAACUCCUGAAGGUGUUUUUUGAGUAAUCUCAGCGAAACUCUUGGAAGAAUCUCAAGAAAAAUUUCUGAAGAAGUUCUUGGAGGAAUACCAGGUGACACUUCUUGGGGAACGCUUGGCAUGACCUCCAAGAGAAUCGAUUGUGGAUAUACAGAAGACUUCCUGGAGAAAUCCUUCAAUAGAUUACAAGGAGGAUUUCCUUGGUAUAAUCCUGCAAGAAUCCGAACAAUCUCAUAAGAAAUUUCAAAUGGAAUUGCAGUAGAAAUUCUUAGGAAAUAUUUCUGGAGAAAACCAUAGAAAAACAAAAUCAAUUGGUAUCCUUCGGGGGAUAUCUAGGGAAAUAUGAAUGAAUACUACUGGAACACCAGAAAGAAUCUUUGUAUGAAUUUCCGCAGGAAUUUAUAUAGGUACUCCUGCUAGAAUCCCUGAAGGAGGUCUUGCGGGAUGUCGCAGACGAAUCCCUGAAAACAUUCCUGGAGCAUUUCCCAAAUGUCUGAAGGAAUUCGUGAAAAAACUAUAUGUACGAAUUCUUGAAAUAAUCACCGGAAUAUUUCCGAAAAAAAAAUCGCUGAUUGAAAGAAUUUCCCUAAAAAAAAUUGAUAGAGCUUCUGAUUGCCUGGAAAUACAGAAAAAAAAAACUUCUGGAUCCCUGAAGAAAAACAAGAAAGAAUCUCUGGAAAACAUCUGAUUCCUUAAAAAGGAUUUAGACAUUUUAGAAAGUUUCUGAAAUAAGCUCAGCGGAAGUUUCAGAGAGAAUCCAAGGAAAACUUCAAAAAAGAGUUCUUGGUGGAGUUCCUGAAGAAAUUUUCAAGGACAUACCUGAAGGUGGCCCUGGAGAAAUUUCCUGAAAGACUUUUUGAAAGAAUCCUUGGAUGAUAUCAAAUGUGAUUUCCUAGCUUAAUAUCUGAAGAAAUCAAUAGUGCAAUUUUUGAAGGAAUUCAUAGAAGAUUUUCUCAGAAGGAAUCUUUGGAGACAUUUUCAAAGAAAUUUCUGGAAUAAUUUCUCAUGUAAAUUUUAGCAAAAUUGUUCAUGAAAGAAUUUUUGAAGAAAACUUUGGAAGAUGUUGUGAAAAAAUCUUUUGCAAAAUUCCUGAAGAAAUUCAAGACCUUUGACUUUUGGAAAUAGAUUUGCUGAAAGAAUUUCAUGAAAGGAAGAUUUUAUGUAAAAUCAUGGAAUAAUUUCUGAGAAUACUCAUGGAAUUUUUUAAGAAUUUCGGUAGCAAUAAACACAUGAUUUCAUAAAAGAAUUGCUGGAGAACCUUCUCAAAAAAUCCGUGAUUUUUUUUUACAGAAACCUGUGCAACAUUUUCUAUCUGAAGGAAUCCAUUCAAGGAUUUUUAGAAGAGUUCUUAGUUUCUGGAUGAAACUUCAGGAAACUUCAGAGGAAUUCAUGAAUUAUACUAUAAAUUUUCUUAAGAAAUGUCUCGCAUAAAUCUUAAAGGAAUUUUUAGAGAAAUUUUAAAAGCUUCCCCUGCAGAACUUUUUUAAGAUUUUAUGUGAGACUUCCCAAAGAAAUCUCUAGAGAAUAUCGGGAGAAAUUAAUGGAGGGUUUUUUGAAGGCACCUGUGAAUGGCUUUGAAGCAAUUCUUCAAGGGGUUCUGAUCAGAUACAUAGAAGAAUUUUUGACACGAUUCUGCAAGAUUUUCUUAAACGAAUUUUUCAGAUUUUUUUUUGAAAUAUCUAACAGAAUUUCUGAAUUUUUCUUCGAUAGUUUUUUAAUGAAUAGUAAAGGAAUUCUCAGGGGAUUUCUCCCAGAAAUUUGCGAAAGAGUCCCUGGAGGAAUUUUUAGGAAAAUAUAUAAAUGAAUUUUUAAAGGAAUCACAGAACGAAUUUUCGAAAAAAAAAAUAAUCUCACGAAAAUCACUCCAAAUGACUUUUCCAACAUACCUAAGCUUUUUUUGAAAAAAAGUAAAAGAUAAUAGAAAUUAAAAAGCGUUGCGUUGGUUGGGACAUAUAUGAGUGAUUCCUCAAAGAUUGCCGUCACAAUAGUAAAUAGUUGCUUUAACUUUAAGUGCCAUGACUUUCUCGAUUUCCAUCUGGUUUUCAUGAAUUUCAAAUUUAACAUUUAUUUUUGAAUAACUUUGUUGAACAUUAAAAUUUUCCAAAGUCACGCAAAAUAUGAGUCUUUGAGAUUGGUUCUAUUUUUCUUCUUUUUUCUAAACAUUUUAACUUUAACUAAUUGAAAAUAUUUAAGCGUGCUUUUGCAGAUGUUCUUGCUGCCUAACAAUAUCGUGAGUAACCUGUACAGUUUCUUUCAACAAGGAUUAAGAUCACAAACCACACAUAACGCGUAUUUUAGAGAAAAAAUUAAAAAUGGUGAAAUUUUGAUAAAUUUCAUGUGUAGUUUCGUUCUUAAUUCUUAAUAAUAAUUCAACUUUGGUAAAAAGUAUCAUGCAAAUGAAUUGUUUAGGAAAAUUUAGACAUCAAGAUUGUUUGUAAAAGCAUGCUAAAAGAUUUGAAAUUUGUUAAGCAAUUGCAAAGUUAUCAAGCAUUGUAAAAAUAAAAAAAAAAUAUGAAAAACUUUUACUUAGUUUGAUUUUAAACAAUCUCAAUGUUCUACAAAUUUAUUCAAAAAUCAAUUUUAAGUAGAUUAAUAAAAAGAUUUUAAAUUGGUUAAAACAUUUGGAAAGCACACAUCAAGUAAGUGUAUAAUUAACUCGUAAGUUAAAAUACACAAUAAUAAAAAAAAACUUUCAACUUUCAGGCGUUGACUCCACCUCUAAAUAGCAAUAUUUUUUUACUCAAACUCGCAGUUUUUUUUUCUUUUUUUUAAUGUGAUUUGAAUCUAGAAUAGCAAACGAAUUUCAGAUUUCUAGAAUGUUUAAAAAAUAAGCAGCAGCCGCAUAUUACCUUGAAGAAUUGUUUAAAAUUCUACAAUAUGGAAAUUUUUUUUUGUAAUAUCCAAGAUUUUUAUUCUGGAUUUUUUCUCACAACCACAAAGCAUAUGAUGAUUUCAAUCGGCUACUUGAAACCAAUUGAAGUUUUUUUUUUUAUUUUCAGUCGGAAUCCUGUGUAGAUUUUAAACAUUUUUUUUUUAAAUCCAAGCUCCCAUAUUUUCAAUAAAAUCCUUGGUGCAAAACUCAAUGGUGAUUGAUUGGUGACCCGAAAGCAAAAUAGUUUAAUAUGUGAAUUACUAUGGAGACUUUCCAGAAAAGGUUUACCGCGCUGUAGAGCAUUUAUACAAUACUGAAGUCAUAGGGUCAAAGUCCACUUGAAUUCUUCAAAUAACCUAUUUUUAUAACCUCACAGUGUCACAAUAAUAAAAAUCAUAUUUUAAUUUAGUGUAUUUUAUCAGAACUUCAAAUUAAACUGCUUUAAAAAUCGCAACGCCACAAAUCACACAGUUUACAAAUAGAGACCCCAAAACGAGCUGAAGCAUUAGAGCCAAGUAAGAUUUUUUACACAGACAACAUUUCUAACUCUUUCACUAACUAAUCAAACAUCGCAAGAUGGAAUCAAAUAGUAAUAAACAGGAAAACAGGAAAAAUCUCCUUUUGAAGCGGAAGCGCAAACGAAAAUUUCACAAACAACAAAAAAAAACUACUCUAGUUACAAACAAGUAAACCAAGAGAAAUGAAGAAAAAUCUCUCGUUGAAUCUUACUCGUGUUGCGCGAAACGGCGGCAUUCGGGUCUUGUUCGACGCAUGAGAACGAUCGUCGUCGGUUUGUAGUGGUUUGAAGUACUGUAUAGCAAUUAAUACCAAGAACUACUAAAUUCGAAGCUCAAAAAAAAAACCGGAAGCGGAAGAGAUAAUUGUUAAAUGGCGAUCGAGAGACAGAGGAAAUAAGUUUGCAUUAAAGAUAAAAAGUUGAUAGAAUGAACAUAUUAAUUAUUGAAGAGGAAAGCGAAAAUUGUAUUGAAGCAAAAUUUGGGUCAAUUUAAUCAAAUAGCGGGUGAGGCAAAUGCAAAUGCAGAAAACGGGAGUCAGGAGCGGGUUGUAGGCACAAUGCUAUGGUUUUCUUUGGUGAGUUUUUCCCAGUGUAGAGUGAGAGCGAAAGCGUUUUGUUUUCUCCGUGUUUGAGUGAGAGAUGAAUGACUCUGGCUGAGUGUGAGAGUGCCUGCAGUAUUUUUCAGGGAUCCCACUUUUCCGAACGCCUGCAUGUAGUUAACUUUAGGACUGAUCGGUUCAUGCUGUAAACCGACCACUAGAUGGCAGUGUCAAUCGAUGUUUGCGACGUCACGUGCAACACAUUCCUGCUUCCGAUAGUUUCCGAUUGCUGAUAAUGAUUUCCGGUGAAAAAAAAACAAACUAAGCAUUCCAAACGGCACGAAAUCCUGUUUCCAAUAAUUUCAUUCUCGAACAGAUUUCUUCUAAUACGACACUGCCCUCUAGUGGGAGGGAAUCUCAUGCAACUCCGGAUGAUACAUGCUCAGAAAAGAAUAUGUAAAAUAGAUACUGUACUGUUCGAUAAGAAAAUUCAUAUGAAACUAGUGAAAACAAAGAAAAAAAAGUUGUGUAGAGGAACAAAACAAAAAAAAAGAUAAAUGAAAUCAAUACCAAGAAAUAGUCUGAGAAAAAAAACAAGCAAACAUUAAAAAAAACAUACGAAUCUAAGGCAACAUGUUAAAAUUUAAAACAAUCUCAAUGAAAAUUUUAGGAUAACAGAGGUACAUUAAAAGUAAAACACGGUAGUGAGAAACAAACAAAAUUUCAAGCAAAAAAAAAACGACGGCGAAGGUGUCAGAGUAGUUACUUUUAAGGUUGAUGGGCGAAACCGCCCGCAAAUCGUUAGAUACUUUUCCAAGUAAAAUGUAAUUGAAGCCACUGAGGGUAAGACAGCAAACAACCAUGUGAACAGUUUCGCCUAUUUUGUAAGAUUUGCAGUUAUUUUUUAAGGGAAAACGUAAAGCGACACAGAGGGACAGAGAGGGGGAUGCGGUUUUAGCGAGAAUGAGUGAAGAAGAACAAGAAGCGAGGAACUGCGAUACAUAGUGUAGCGAUAAGUGGAAUGCGUGUUAAGUGAAACAACAUUGUAAAAGGGUGCCAUCGUUUUUUAAAGACAUCAAUGAUUAAAACUAGUUUUUCUCAAGUAUUUUUGUAGGUAUUUUUUUCUGUUGAACUUUUGCUUCAGUUUAUUACUCUCAGAACAAUCGCUUUAAGUUGUACAUAUUCAUCGAGAUUUCCCUAGAGCUGCGCGAAAUAGCGAAGCAAAGCAUCACUACUGGAAUAGUGUAUAGGUGGUAGCACAACGUUUUUCAUCGCUGUGUCAUCCUUCAGUCAGAGGCAAAUUCUGAUAAACAUAGAAAUAGAACUGAGCCUCGGCAAGUGUAUUCGUGAUGACGUCUGUGCGAUACUAUAUAUCUGUAGGAGAAAACGUAAGCCAAACAAUGAACUUUUUUAUUUCGUAUUUAUUUUUAUUUUUUGUAUUAUCGAAUAUUUUAUUUCAUGUCUACUAUUGAGAAAGCCGAAUAAUAAACGAAAUGGAAAAAUAAA
Molecule: messenger RNA, 14675 nt
Organism: Aedes albopictus (Asian tiger mosquito)
Lineage: Eukaryota; Metazoa; Arthropoda; Insecta; Diptera; Culicidae
Exons: 2
Biological process (GO): negative regulation of transcription elongation by RNA polymerase II
Cellular component (GO): NELF complex
Source: RefSeq, a predicted model, not a curated record